Messenger RNA from Penicillium waksmanii, 795 nucleotides. RefSeq lists its product as uncharacterized. The transcript has 2 exons. Lineage: Eukaryota; Fungi; Ascomycota; Eurotiomycetes; Eurotiales; Aspergillaceae. The record is from RefSeq and is a predicted model, not a curated record. Bases 1 to 795 code for a protein of 264 amino acids.
AUGCCUUUCACCCGAACCCGUGCCCGGCGUGCAUCAAUGGAGGACGAAGUUGAUUCCUCGCACGCUCGAUCCGUCUCGGCGCAGUCAGAUGCCCCAGAGGAACCCGUCAUCGCCGUGGCUCCUCCGCCGAAGCGUAUCACGAAGCGCGACCUGAACAAGCAACGAGCGGAUCUCGCGAAUUGGGACCGCUAUGUGAAGGCUCAAGAAAAGAUACGCGAAAGGCAACAGAAGGUGCUGGAUAUGCGCGAAGAACAGCAGAGGCAAGAGGCGCGGCUGGCAGCUAUGGGCCCUCCUCUCGUGCCUGUGCCCCAUGGAUCGUCGUCCUGGGACCCAUCGUGGUCGCAGGAAGGAGGUACUACACUAAUACCACCUGUUCGAGCCCCGUCUCCGCAGCCGACGGAGUUUUCGACAGCCCCAAGCACUAUAACCGGGCUUAGAACUCCAAGGAGCGCAGCGUCUUCAACAACCACAAACGAUAAAGUGCCACCGCUACCAUCUAUCUCUCCAUUCACUGCCAAGGACCUCGCAGACUGGAUGCGAUUCAAGAACCAGAUGGUGGUGCAUUUCCUACGCCAUGAGACCUUCUACCAGCUAGACCGAAGAAGGGUCGACGCAGCUGCCGGGCUUCUAGAUGAAGAGAGAACGAGCCAGUGGUUAAACUACCGAGAAAACCUCGCACGAAAUGCGGAGGAGGUGCCUAUCCACCACCGGGGCCGCCUGUUGAUACAUCACCUCGCUUACCUGCUUGCAUACGCACAGAGGAUCCCCUCAAAAGGAGGAGCUGGAUCUUCUUAG